GUCGACUGACACUGUCAACAAAAUCGUUCUGGCGAGCAUGCGGUAGGUGUCGUGUUCGAGCGAAUAGAAAUAUACAAUUUAUCGCAAAUAAAUAUUCAAAAAGUUGCAAUUUUUUUUGUUAUUCAAUUUAUUUGUCAGCAAAAAUUAGAGAAAAUAAUUUCAAACAGCCGUUUGGAACAAACAGCCAAAUUGGAAAUUAUUUUGUGUCUUUCAAUUCGUAAAAAUUGUUUUGUUGUUGAUACACAAUUGAACGUAUCCAUUUUGUCACAGUGUCGACAGUGUACAUGGUUGCCAACCUAAACACCGUACACACAAUAUCCAAAGACAAUGCGAAAAAGUCGCCAUUCAUUUGCCGCACAAAGUUACUAGAUCACAACCAACAAAAUUUCCGUCGCUAUUUAUCGCAUUCACAAUCGUUUGUUCGGACAAAGUUUUGCUGCAAAAACGACGAAAAUAUCAUUUUCGCAUUGAUGCCGUAGAUAAAACCGUGUCGAACAUUUGGAAAAUUGUCUGUAAAUUGGAUUUAGUGGUGGCGCAUCAAGCCACACACACAAGUAGACAAGAAAAAGAAAUCCCACUUUGUGCAAGUGUAUUUUGCGCUGAUAUUUUUAAUUUCAUGAAAAAUUUACCAUUUCCAAAUGAAUCGAAACGUGUAAAUUUCCAUUUUGCGUCCCAUUUUGUUAAUACGACCACGAAACAUACCGAUUUAUUGCUACAAUAAUGGAUGUGCUGUCCCGGAUUCGAGAAGUUUUAAGCGGAAAAAAGACACAGAAACGAAAGCUAUCGCUUGCUGAAGAAUUUGAUGAUAUUAAAAAAAUUCGGAUGUCUGAAUUAAAUGGUGAUUAUCAUCAAGGUGAUCCUCAUAAUGUGAACAGUGGAUUGCACCUUGAUUCAGUGGAUAUAUUACGAAAUCGUACGAGGCGAUCUGAAUCAUUUUUGCCAAAUAACACAAAUUCGAGCUAUUUGACGCCAACGCCAACGUUUGCCAGAAACAGAACCAAUGAUCAAAAUGAUUCGCACACAAAUUACAAUUACCAGAAUGAUGGACAAUGGAGUGAUUUCAAGCAGCCGAUGCCACCGCCGUUGACAAAUGGAGCAAAACGAAUUCCGGGCUUAAUUUCGGCCACUCCACAUCGUUUCGUUAAUAGGCCACAACAAACAGUGAAUCCGCAUUUCAGCCGAUACGGCGAACCAAAUGAGCUGUCUAACUUUAGAAAUAUCCCCGAACUCUAUCCCAUCCAAAAUGUGAACCGAUCAAAUGCGUCGCACUCAACGAGCGGCAAUCUGGUUAAUGGCCACGAACAUUCGUCAAUGUUUUCAACGACAAAGUAUGGUAGUCUGCAUCAGCGACAGCCUACAUUUAGUAAUUCACAAUUUCUGGCGACACCUCGCAUUCUCGGCAACUCCAGAUCAUAUUUCAACAACAGCAGCACCAAGUCAGUUAGUCUCAAAGGCAAUUCAAUUUUCUCAAACAGCGGACAUGUGAAGCCACCAUCAAAUUUAAGUCGUUCAAGCUAUCAAAUCAUGUUGGACAAACUGAUUCCUGGCUUUGGCUUGUUGAAAAAAUCUAAAAAGAAUGCUGUUAAUGAUUCAAGUAUAGGCUUAGAUGCGCAAGGAAUUAUCGAUCUGUCUGGAGAGCCUGAGGUGCGAGGGAACAAAACGUCUAGCUCAGCUUCAGCACUCCCAAAUGUGGAACGAGUAAAUUCGUUGAAAACUCGACUGGAAACAAAGGAUGUCUUCAAAGAUGAUUGGGAGAAAAGUUUAAACGAAAAAUACUCAUCGAAACAUUUGAGUCGUCGAGAUUCAUUGAAGCAAGUAGAAGAAGAAAAUGAAGCGUGUGAACGAAAGACUCGUGACACGGAAGACAAGUUGAAAGAGUCCUUCAACAAGAUCACAAUCUCGUCGAUUGUAUACGAAGUGGAGGAAGAAGAAGAGCCGGCCAACGACUUUCCCCGAUUAGAUCCGGAUAAGCACAUCAAACGUAUAUACUAUUGGGUUAGCCGAAAUGUGUCACCGUCAGCCGUACUAAUUUCAAAGUUCAAUCUCUCCAUCACCGGCCACGAUAUUUCAACACUGCAAUGGGAGCCAUUGACCUGGCUGAAUGACGAAGUGAUCAACUUCUACAUGGAGUUGUUGGGCGAACGUAGCCGACAAAAUGAGAAGCUGCCCAAGGUUCAUGGAAUGAAUACGUUCUUCCUGAAGCGUUUGCUUGAAAAUGGUUAUGGUGGUGUUCGGCGAUGGACGCGGAAAGUGGACAUUUUUGCACAUGACAUAAUCCCGGUGCCCGUACACAAAGGUAUUCACUGGUGCAUGGCAAUCAUACACAUCAAGAAUAAGACCAUUAAAUACUACGAUUCGAUGGGUGCACCGAACAAUCCGGCCCUGAAUGCACUGGCGGACUACUUGAAGGCUGAAAGUCUCGACAAGAAAAAGGUCGCAUUCGAUAUGACCGGUUGGAAAUUGGAAAACGUGCGAAAUAUUCCGCAGCAAGAGAAUGGCAGUGAUUGCGGUGUGUUUAGCUGCAUGUAUGCCGAAUUCGUUACCCGAAAUCGACCGAUCGUUUUCACGCAACAGCACAUGCAAUACUUCCGCAUGAAAAUGGUGCUCGAAAUUUGCACCGGACAAAUGCUAAAUUAACUUGUUGCAGCGGAUAUUAUGACACACCAUUUCAUACAUAGAAAAAAAAAUCAAACAAAAACAACAAAUCAUUUCGCUCUCAUCGAGAACUCUAUUCCUAAAUGUACUUGUUAAUCGACAACAAAAACAAACAAAAAAUACGAAUAAAAAAAACAACAACAACAUUUUGUCUACGGUUUAAGUGUUAUAUCUACUUGCUGUUUUUUUUGGUAUCAAAUAUUCAACAAAUGGAAAAAACAGUGUAACAUAUUGAUGAUUUAAAAAAAAAAACAAGAUAAAACAACAAACAAAAAUUCUAUCGUCACCAAUUAUUUUAAUAAAAAAAAAUGCAAAUUUAUGUUAACUUUCGAAUUAAAAUAUGUGAAUAAAUGAAAACUUUUUUUUAGAAAAGAUUAAGGAA
Molecule: messenger RNA, 3037 nt
Organism: Sitodiplosis mosellana (orange wheat blossom midge)
Lineage: Eukaryota; Metazoa; Arthropoda; Insecta; Diptera; Cecidomyiidae
Product: sentrin-specific protease 1-like
Exons: 9
Coding region: 721-2637 (638 amino acids)
Biological process (GO): protein desumoylation
Cellular component (GO): nucleus
Molecular function (GO): deSUMOylase activity
Source: RefSeq, a predicted model, not a curated record